Messenger RNA from Papilio xuthus (Asian swallowtail), 1285 nucleotides. Its product is annotated as Tetratricopeptide repeat domain 1. The transcript has 4 exons. Gene Ontology annotation, molecular function: protein binding. NCBI's taxonomy places the organism in Eukaryota, Metazoa, Arthropoda, Insecta, Lepidoptera, Papilionidae. The record is from RefSeq and is a predicted model, not a curated record. Bases 180 to 1034 code for a protein of 284 amino acids.
AUAAUUUUUUUUGGGUGCAAUGAUAUAAUGUCAUUGUCAUAAUCAUUUUGUCAUCCCCUUUCAUAACAAUUUUAUGUGACAGUUUAAGAAAUUGAUUUGUAAAACGUGAUAAUAAGUUUUUAUAAAAUUGAUUAACAAACAUAUUACCUAAAAUCAGAGUAAUAGUCAAAUCUUGUAAAAUGUCGGAUAGACUCAAGAAUACGAACACAAUCUCCAACGAGGAAGUUAUUGAAGAUUUAACUAAAGAUUUGGAGUUAAUGAGCGCUGAUGAAACAACAGCGAAUGUUAUAAAUCCAGAAAGUACAGUAGAUGACUUUAUGAAUUCUGCCGGAGAUACACAGAAAACAGACAUUCCAUAUACUGAAGAUGACUGUGACAAAGAUGACAUGACAUACAAUGAUGAUUACAAAGCUGAAAGUGAUAAAGAUGACAGUGACACAGAUUCAAUAGACGAGGAAUCUCUGAAAGAUGCUGAGGUUGAUCUAACUGAUGACCAGAAAGAGGAACGAAGAAUUCAAGCAGAGGGAUUAAAGAAUGAAGGAAAUGAAGCAUUUAAAAUCGGUGAAUACGAAAAAAGCAUAGAGAAAUAUACUGAAGCUUUAAGAAUCUGUCCGCUGCAGUUUGAACAGCAACGCUCAAUCUUAUAUUGUAAUCGAAGUGCUGCAAAAAUGAAACUGGAGAAAUAUAAAAGAGCAAUCAAAGAUUGCAGUAAAGCUAUUGAGUUGGAUGAUAAAUAUUUGAAAGCUUAUUACAGAAGAGCACAAUCAUAUGAAGCAACAGAGAAGUUUGAUGAAUGUUUAGCAGAUUUCAAGAAGAUUCUUGAACUAGAUCCAGCACAUAAAGAGGCUCAGGCAGCAAUGAUCCGUCUUCCUCCCCUCAUAGAGGAGAAGAAUGAGAAAUUAAAAAAGGAAAUGUUUGGUAAAUUAAAAGAUCUAGGCAACAUGAUACUGAAACCAUUCGGUCUGUCAACGGAGAAUUUCCAAUUGGAACAGGAUCCGGAGUCAAAAGGAUAUAAGAUUAAUUUUAAACAAUAAGUCUACUCUCUUUAGAUUUGCUGUUCUAAGUUAAAACUCUAUGGACACAUGUCCUUUUUUAUAUCUUUGAGAAGAACAAAGAUAGCUAUAUUUAUACAAAACUAGAUUCUCAUUAAAUGGAAUGUGUCCUUGAUAUUUCGUUACAAGAAAGAGAUGAAAGAUAUAAUGUUAAACGAAGAAAAGAGAGGAAAAUAUACAUUAAAUAAAGUAUGUUGAAGUUACCAAAGCUUAUUUAUUGAAUAUAAUUUUGU